Molecule: messenger RNA, 576 nt
Organism: Cavenderia fasciculata
Lineage: Eukaryota; Evosea; Eumycetozoa; Acytosteliales; Cavenderiaceae
Gene: sarA
Product: GTP-binding protein Sar1A
Exons: 2
Coding region: 1-576 (191 amino acids)
Biological process (GO): membrane organization; intracellular protein transport; endoplasmic reticulum to Golgi vesicle-mediated transport
Cellular component (GO): endoplasmic reticulum exit site; COPII vesicle coat
Molecular function (GO): GTP binding; GTPase activity
Source: RefSeq, a predicted model, not a curated record
AUGUUCUUGUUUGAUUGGAUUUGGAAUAUGUUAAGCUUCUUGGGGCUUUACAAUAAGAAUGCCAAAAUUUUGUUCCUUGGUUUGGAUAACGCAGGCAAAACUACCCUUCUUGGUGUAUUAAAGGAUGGUCGUCUUUCUCAAAAUCGUCCAACUUUCCAUCCAACUUCAGAAGAAUUAAGUAUGGGUAAUAUUAAAUUUAGAACCUAUGACUUGGGUGGUCACGAAACUGCACGUAGAUUGUGGAGAGAUUAUUACACAUCAGUAGAUGCUAUUGUCUAUUUGGUCGAUUCAUCAGCCCCAGAACGUUUCGAAGAGAGCAAGAGAGAGUUGGAUGCUCUUUUAUCAUCAGACGAACUUUCAAAUGUUCCAUUCCUCGUUCUUGGUAACAAGAUUGAUGUACCAGGCACCCCAUCCGAAGAAAAAUUGAGAGCUUCCUUGGGUCUCACCCAAACCACCGGCAAAGGAAAGGUCACCCUCAAUCCAGGUGUCAGACCAAUCGAAGUUUUCAUGUGCAGCGUUGUUAGAAGAUAUGGUUAUGGUGAUGGUUUCAAGUGGUUAAGUUUCUAUCUCUCAUAA